Messenger RNA from Daldinia childiae, 4356 nucleotides. RefSeq names its product Sterol 3-beta-glucosyltransferase. Bases 1 to 4356 code for a protein of 1451 amino acids. The transcript has 5 exons. NCBI's taxonomy places the organism in Eukaryota, Fungi, Ascomycota, Sordariomycetes, Xylariales, Hypoxylaceae. Gene Ontology annotation, molecular function: UDP-glycosyltransferase activity; hexosyltransferase activity. Gene Ontology annotation, biological process: carbohydrate metabolic process. The record is from RefSeq and is a predicted model, not a curated record.
AUGGCACCCUUAUCGGAAGAGAGUACUACGCAUCAUCGCGUCAGCAAAAAGCUUCAUAAGAAGCAAAAAGAUGAUCACCAGCCGACAAUGGAGCUUCCCGAACGCUUGAAAGAUCACGGCGACGAUGUAGAUGAGGAUGUUCUAUUACCUAACCAAGGCGCCCAGAUGUUUAUGAACAUGAAUCAAUCGAUAUUCGGAUUGAUUGCCGCCGCCGGCUCGAACGUAGAUUUUAACGACCGGUUCGAGGGCCAAUCGAGCGACGAAGAUGAAGAUGUUGAUCGGACCGAAAGACAGAGGAAGGGUAAGGGACGGGAACAAAUUGCGCAGACCACAGUGUUAAAAAAGCCUCCUUUGGGAAGAGAAAAGGGGGACAAGCAGCGUAGGAGAUUAUCGGGACAGCUCUUACGCUCGUUGCCUCAACUUCCGCGCCUUGCGACACGAUCUAAAUUCAAGCAAUCUAAAACCUCCGGUCUCCAACCCUCUGACUCAAGCGCAGAAGGCGAAGGUGACGGUUUAGGACCCCCAACAAUAGACUCGAGCUCGCCUAUACUUGAUGCUGCUAAAAACGACCGCGAAGAAAGACUUGCCCCAGUCAUGAGUAGGAUGCUAGAGGCGAGAGAGGAAAUGUCGUCGAGGCCAAGCUUUGACAUUGAGAGACUAUCUGGGGAUCAUCGUAGGGGCGACGGAGAAGAAGUCGGUCCCAGCCUGCUUUCUCGGCAAUUGAAACGUAUAUUCGAGUUUGACGAGCCCGAAGAAGUCAUCGAAGAAUACCCUUGUUGGUUACUACAAAGUGUCCUUCUACAGGGUUAUAUGUACAUCACUGCAAAACACAUUUGCUUUUAUGCUUACUUGCCGAAGAAAGCUCAUGAGGUUGCCAAAUCUGGAUACCUAUCGAAGAGCGGCAAAAGGAAUCCUAAAUACAGCCGUUACUGGUUUCGUUUAAAGGGAGAUGUGUUGGCAUACUAUCGCGAUCCAUCCAAUCUCUAUUUUCCCCAUGGACAGAUUGAUCUAAGCUACGCCAUCUCAGCUAGUAUCGACGAGAAAGAAAAGGAUGGCUUAUCCUUCUCCGUCGUGACACAUCACCGAACAUAUCACCUUAAAGCCGAUAGCGCCCCGAGUGCCAAAGAAUGGGUCAAGAGCUUGCAACGAGUUAUUUUUCGAUCCCACAAUGACGGCGACAGCGUCAAGAUUUCCUUGCCGAUCGAUAACGUUAUAGAUGUCGAAGAUAGCCAGAUGAUCGAAUUUGCUGACACGUGCAAAAUCCGUGUCAUCGAUAACGAUGAGACGUAUGCGAUUGACGAAUAUUUCUUCUCAUUUUUCAGCUUUAGCAAAGAGGCUAUCAACGUCCUCAAAAUCCUAGUUGAUGAUGCAUCGAAGCAAACAAAGUCAAGUUCGUCUCAGCAACAGAGCCAAGGAGGAGUCUCUCGACACAGUUCCGCGAGCCCAAAACGGAAACCCGGCCCUGCUACGCUGGAUCUCAAAUCCCAAACGAUCCGCGAAAAUGUGAGAGCGACACUGGUUCCCAUGUCGCCACACAGUCCGCGAGAACUGAGCCCUCGAGCCAGUGGUGACGUGACUCGUAGCAGCUUUGACGCAUUUCGUCAGUUCGGGCGGCGAAGCCUUGAUCUUGAUACCCUAACGCGGGAUGCGUCGCCCCGUCGAAGCUUUAGCGCUACCAGCAGGUCACUGAGCAAGCACCGUAUGCACGAUAGCACAGUGCCGCAGGACAAAUUAGAAUCCUCCGAGUCAUAUGUACAGUCUCUAGAAGACCCGAGCACUUCCGCUAUGGCGUCUUCGUCGAAUGAGGAUCCUUCUGGCAGUCAGAUCCUCCGAGGCAGCGAAGUCUUUCAUAGACCUACUCUCAGGCGCUCUAUCUCAGCCUCUCGAGCUUCGAGGCGCGACAGAUCAACCGGUACAAGCCGUUUACGUGACAAAUCAGACGAGUCAAUCGUUUUUGAUAAGCAUCGCGCCGUCACUACGGGACACGUGAAUGACCUUAGAGCUAAUGAGAAAUUUGAUCAAACGUCUGCAGCAACGCCGGGACUAAACAAAAUUGCAAAAAUGGGAGCUUAUCCGUUACAACGAGCAGGUUUAUUUGCCAACUACUUAAAUCAAACCAGCCGCCAUAUGAGUAACCUAUUAGCUACCGAGUCGAUGGGUUACGUAGAAAAAGUAUCGGGCAUGUGGAAAGGUGGCCGCAAGCAUUAUCACGAGGCCCCUGCCCUCAAACCUGAUGGCGAAUUAGACGACGACGACGGCGUCGAUAUGGAUCGAUUCCGCGCGCAUUUUGCCCUCCCGGAAACCGAGAAACUCCAGGCAACUUACUACGGCUACAUUGUCCGAGUGUUGCCGCUCUAUGGUAAGGUAUACAUAAGCGAACGGUAUUUCUGCUUCCGUAGCCUGCUACUCGGAACCCGGACCAAGUUAAUCCUGCCUCUGAAGGACAUCGAGACUGCCGAGAAGGAGAAGGGGUUUCGCUUUGGGUAUUCUGGCUUGGUAAUUGUUAUCCGUGGUCACGAAGAGAUAUUCUUUGAAUUCAACAAAGCAGAAAUACGGGAUGACUGCGCGGUUACUCUGCUACGAAGUCUCGAGACUACUCGUUAUCUCCGAGAAAUUGGCAUGCUAGAUCAGGAAGAACACGAAGAUGUGGACGAAGCGAUGGCGGAACGCGACGCGCUUCACAAAGCACGACUUCAAGGAAAUACAGAGCACGAACUAAAGCUACCCCACGAAACAUCUUGUCUCGGCGAUUCGUCGCCAACAAUUCUCUUCGACGAUCCUAGGGCAUCGUUCCUAAAUUUCAAGCCCUCCGAGCCGAUGAAGAUCACCUGCUUGACAAUCGGAUCAAGAGGAGAUGUUCAACCCUAUAUUGCGCUCUGCAAAGGAUUAAUGGCUGAGGGACAUAAGCCUCGAAUAGCAACACAUGCUGAAUUUAAGACCUGGAUCGAGGGACACGGUAUCGAGUUCGCACCGGUGGAGGGGGAUCCCAGCGAACUCAUGCGUAUUUGUAUCCAAAACGGCACAUUUACGUGGGCUUUCUUGAGAGAAGCCAACUCAAAAUUCCGAGGCUGGCUGGACGAGCUCCUCGCAUCUGCUUAUACGGCAUGCCAAGGUUCAGACCUGCUUAUCGAGAGUCCUAGCGCUAUGGCCGGGAUUCACAUCGCCGAGGCUCUAGCUAUUCCAUACUUCCGAGCUUUCACGAUGCCCUGGACCCGAACGCGCGCUUACCCUCACGCUUUCGUCAUGCCUGAGCAUAAGAUGGGUGGUGCUUACAACUACGUUACAUAUGUUAUGUUUGACAACGUAUUUUGGAAAGCGACGGCGCACCAAAUUAACCGUUGGCGAAAUAAUAUUCUUGGCUUGCCUAAUACUAAUUUGGAAAAAUUACAGCCGAACAAGGUGCCUUUCCUUUAUAACUUCUCCCCAGCCGUCGUCGCACCUCCGCUUGACUACAGCGACUGGAUCCGCGUGACAGGUUACUGGUUCUUAGACGAAGGGACCGAGUGGAGUCCACCCGAUGAUCUUAGGAACUUCAUCCAACAAGCACGCAAAGACGACAAGAAGCUGGUUUAUGUUGGUUUCGGUUCGAUAAUUGUUCCUGACCCGGCGAAGAUGACACAAGAAGUCAUCGACGCGGUAUUGAAAGCUGACGUCCGAUGCGUUCUGUCCAAGGGGUGGUCAGACCGACUUGGUAGUAAGGAUGCCGCGGUGCCUGAACAAACCCUUCCUCCCGAGAUAUUCCAGAUUAAAAGUGCGCCUCACGACUGGCUAUUUGCGCAAAUGGACGCCGCUGCUCAUCACGGCGGUUCGGGGACCACAGGCGCUAGCUUACGUGCUGGUAUUCCUACCAUUAUCCGUCCGUUCUUCGGCGAUCAAUUCUUCUUCGGAAGUCGAGUUGAGGACUUGGGCGUUGGUAUCUGCUUGAAAAAAUGGGGCGCCAACAGUUUUGCAAGGGCGCUGUGGGAGACGACGCACAGCGAAAGGAUGAUAGUCAAGGCUAGAGUAUUAGGAGAGACCAUACGCAAGGAAAAUGGUGUCGAUACGGCGAUUCAAUGUAUCUACCGCGAUCUUGAGUAUGCCAAGAGCCUGAUCAAAUCCAAAGCUGGGAAGAACGCCGCUACGGCUAGCAGCCCUGAUGGCACCAUAGCUGACGACUCGGAGGAAGAGAGUUGGACGUUUGUUGGAGGGGACGACAUAGAUCCGGAGCUUGUUGUUAAGAAAAGCGCGCUCUCUCAGAUGGAGUCCAGUAUGGGCGGAGCGACCGGGUCCACGGCGUUGGGCUCGAGGUUGCUCGGUAGUAGAGUUGGGACAAAUUCUGGGAUGAUCAGGUCUGCGUCGACUACGACGGGUUCUUAG